This is a messenger RNA of Mya arenaria, 2154 nucleotides long. RefSeq lists its product as uncharacterized. Gene Ontology annotation, molecular function: A2-type glycerophospholipase activity. The coding region runs from base 201 to 1454 and encodes 417 amino acids. The transcript has 2 exons. NCBI's taxonomy places the organism in Eukaryota, Metazoa, Mollusca, Bivalvia, Myida, Myidae. Gene Ontology annotation, biological process: phospholipid metabolic process; arachidonate secretion. The record is from RefSeq and is a predicted model, not a curated record.
GGGCCCGACAGGUUCAGUGUCUCUUGCGAGUUUGUUAUUUAAAAGUGACGUUUACUUGGAUUUUACUUAUUUAUUUAAUUUAAUAAAGAAUAUAAUUAAAAUAAAUGUCAAAAUGAAAUAUCACGGAAUAUAAUCGAAAACAUUCAUACAGUGAGAGUUUUGCUUGGUUUUAAAAUGUAAAUUUAAUUUUAUUUAAAAAAAUGAACCCAGUGAAAAUAUGUGUGUGUCUAUUUUCCCUUUUGCUGGGAACGGGUGUCAUAAGCACUCGAUGGCUGCAGGACACAGGCGACGAGUGGAUCAACAUCCGUACGCGCCUCUUGUACCCGUCUAGUUUUGUGAGCGUCCGAGUUAACGUGCACGGGGAGCGGGAGCUCCGCAUCUCGCACAAGAAGGUGCUUGUUCUCGAGACGUUUCUGCCGAGCGGUAACUCGCCAGAGUUUGACAUGGCCUUCAGGCAGGUGACGGACGGACGCCGGAUUUUGCAGGCCGUUUUUCAGGGAGAUAUACUUAAAGAGUGUGAUUUUACCUCUGAUUCAAAUAUCUUACUAGAUUUUGUAUCAAACUUUGUAACUAUGGCACCGGAGUCUAGCGAUUUUGGAGAUGUCUUCUCCGCGGCAUGUUUAACAAAUAUCACAGCAAAGAAUACAUCAAUAGCGUAUAUGUCGUUUAAAAGUAUAUUGCAAUUAAAAGAACUAGCAGAUCUUACAGAUAUAAAAACCCUUCGACGACAAUGUCGCAGGUUUUUAAAACUUGCCUCUGCAACGGCAAAAAAAGAAGCAAAAUCUGGGAAAUUUACAGAUAUUUACGAUGAAUUACUCCAAAUGAUUGGCCGUAAAACUUUGAAAAAUAACGACACACUUGAUACACAGCUAGACGAAUCUGAAAACUCAGAAACGGUAAAUGGCUCGUCUUAUAGUGAAACUUUUUCCCGAGACCAUAAUAUAAAGAGGCGGUCGACGGCGCCGCUAGAACUCAAACACCGUUCCAAGCGGGGCACGUUCGAUAUGAGCAGCGUGCUAAUUUUUCCGGGUACAAAGUGGUGCGGGAAGGGCGACCUGGCCCGCUGCUAUGAUGACCUGGGCCCGGACAUGGAGUUAGAUAUGUGCUGCAGGGACCACGACUGUUGCCCCUACGUGAUCCCGCCCUUUACCUCCCGGUUCAACCUCUUCAAUUACCGCUUCCACUCUCUGCUCCACUGCGACUGUGAUCAGAGGUUCCGAGGCUGUCUACGGAGUUCCGUGUCCACGAUGGCCAGCAUGAUCGGCAAGAUUUACUUCAACAUCCUUGGCAGCAAGUGUUUCCGGCUCACGGAGUCGAAAGUGUGCAUGGAACGCUCCUGGUGGGGCCGCUGCCAGCGGUACGAGAACCAAACGACCGCGGCUGUCGUAAACCAGGUCUCCUUUCUUGAGGACGACAGGGGCGCUGAAACGGACAAUCAUAACUCUAGCACGUGAACAUCAGAGAUUACGGAAUCAGUUCUUUGAGAUUUGGUCGUUUUACUUUGUGUCGUUUGUGAAAGGAUAAUAUAUGAUGCGUUUUCAAUAAAACAUGGAUAAUGACCGUAUAUAGACCACGAAAUAGACAUUGGGAUGAGGUCUGUUACUUGAAGGAAAAUAGUUCUAGCAAUAUCUAGUUUAUAUAAAACUGAUAGUUAUGUUGGGAUAGCGCCUGUAACUUAAAAGACUGUAAGGGCAUACUACUGAAUAGAACAGUUUUCAGCAUAUAGUGGACGUGACGCGAUCCCUUCGGUAUAGAAGUAGAUAUUUAUAUUGAUGUCGAGUUAGGAAUGGUAAGAUUUCUUCGACCAAGCUGUGCUUUGACGUAAAUAUUUCAUUUACAAGUUCUAAUAAAGAAAGCAUAGUUAAAAUGUUUAAUACUUUUAAACAUGAAUCAUUUCUAAAUCCUUUCAAUUAAUUUAAUAAUAAGACAUGAACAAUUGAAAUGACUUCAUAUGUUUUUUAUAAGUUAUUAUUUCUUCAAGAAAAACUGUUAAACGUUUAUAAAAUUGCCAUGUAACGUUAAUCAUUUAUGUUAUUUAUUGCUGUAGUAACACGGUCAGUGUAGCUGUUCUUUUGAUAAGCCUUUCUGUAACGGGUAAACAUGUGUUUGUAGUUUUUGUUAAUUUUCAAUUGUUUAAAUAAAACAUACAUUUUA